Messenger RNA from Colletotrichum godetiae, 636 nucleotides. RefSeq lists its product as uncharacterized. The transcript has a single exon. The record is from RefSeq and is a predicted model, not a curated record. NCBI's taxonomy places the organism in Eukaryota, Fungi, Ascomycota, Sordariomycetes, Glomerellales, Glomerellaceae. The coding region runs from base 242 to 631 and encodes 129 amino acids.
CUCUCGCCCUCUUUUCCCUCCCUCUUGUUAUUAGGUGCAAAGGUAGAGUCUUUCGAGUCUCGAAGAGUCUCUUGGGCAUUUUAACCUUCCACCUUUCCAUCUGCCGCUUCCCAAAAGUGCCCUAAACAAGCUUGACCUGACCAGCUUUCUUAGUCGUCAGCAUGCUGUCAGAUUCAAUCUCCUUGGAAUCACCAAAAUCAAACACACAUUAGCCACCGACGUCGAACGUGGCUUUUGGGACAUGCUUCAUCUUUCAUGCAAUUUGAAUCAGGGGCUUCGGCUUUUGCUUUUGCUAAGAAUAUCUUUUUGUCAUUCAAUGGCUUCCAAGAACGACCAACUCAACGCCCAGAAGCCCCCAUCGUCGACCGGUCUUCUUGUCCUCACCACAAAGAUACCUGACAGAGGCACUGACUCGGGCCGGGUCCUCUCUUCUUCUUCUCUUCUUGUCUCUGCAUCCCAGCGGCAUCCUAAUUCCCAGCUGAUGACCGUGGACUGGACCCUCUUCGCAGCGCAAACUCCUAGGCCAACAUCGUACCAGCAGUGUUUUGCUCGUGCGUCUAGGCCGGUCGACCUGUCAGGAUCCGCACAGUCGCUCGUCGCUCGCUGCUGCGCCCCUCUCAACUAUGCAUAAUGCAG